CGCUCGGCUCCCAAACCAAACCAAGCUCAUCAGUGCAGAGGACAGGACGAACCCUAUCUAUCUCCACUCCACCGCCGCCGCCGCCGCCGCCGCGGUGGGUCUGGUAAUAUUGUAGUGGAAUUGGAUGGUGAUGGAGACCUCCCUGCGGCUGCGCGGCGCCGACUCCACUCCCAGCCAGCACGGCCUCCGCAUCCACGCCAAGCAGAAGCUCCCCCUCGCCUCCAACGCCCUCCUCCAGGCUCACGCGGAGAUCGACACCAGCACCAGGAAACCCAGCCACCUCGCCCUCCUCGCUAGGCACUUCUUCCCCCAGCUAUCGGCCAACGUGGGAGCAGGAGUGCAGCUGGAAAGAGGCAACAUCUUCAGGUACAGCCUCCGCGGGAAGAAGGCCGUCUCCUUCACCUCCGACGGCCUCCUGGGGCUCAACAUCAAGGGCCGCCUCCUCGCCGACAAGGACUUCCAGCCGAGGAAUAAGAGCGGUGCCGUCGAACUUGCUUGGACCAUACUCGACUUCAGAAAGGGCCAGGACGUCAGGCUCAAGGCCGGAUACGAGCUCUACCGCAAGAUGCCUUAUUUCCAGCUGAGGGAAAACAACUGGACUCUUAACGGUUAUAUGGACGGAAAAUGGGAUGUUAGAUUUGAUAUGUGAUCAGGAAGCUAUUUGUGGAGGGGGCUUGUCAGCCAAUAAAUUAGCGCCGUAUGUGUAUUCCUCCCUUUUUUUUAGUUCCACCAUUCUAUUUUGCUGUAUUGUUCUAAAGAGGGCAAUAUCAUCCAUUCAUCGCCAAGCACCAGUUUCAUGGACAAUGUAGAAUUAGAAACUUGACUAUUGAUGGAUGGAGUCUGGAAAUUCAGGAUUCAGUUGUCAACUUAAGUGUCCUUGUGUAGCGUUGAUGGGAUGAUUGAUUGCAGCAAUGCAUCCUUGUGGAUGCAGAUGUGUAUCUAGGUUCCUGUGCCUAGUUUGAUGAAGGCAUAUAUGUGUCUAUCAAUGUGAAUAACAAUGUACAAGAGGACCAGGACCAGCUUGAAAGCAAACAAUUUACUGAGUGACAUCUUCCAA
Molecule: messenger RNA, 1057 nt
Organism: Lolium perenne
Lineage: Eukaryota; Viridiplantae; Streptophyta; Magnoliopsida; Poales; Poaceae
Product: outer envelope pore protein 21, chloroplastic
Biological process (GO): regulation of monoatomic anion transport
Molecular function (GO): voltage-gated monoatomic anion channel activity
Source: RefSeq, a predicted model, not a curated record